CCGCUACGGUCAACAUGAAGUACCUUCCUUUAAUAUUUUGUGUCGCUGUGGUGGCCAGCAAGCCAACAGGAGAAGAUGACGUUAUGAGCUCAGUUCUCGGAGUUGUCAAAGGUUGUGGAGACCAAGAUGUCUCUUUGUGUCUCAAGGAAAGAGCGUUGAGAUAUGCCGAAAACUUGGCAUCAUCUCGGGAGGUGAGCAUUUCCGACGGAAUCACUUUAAUUGGAACAGGGUCUUCUCGGUCGGCAAGAUCAUUUGAGCCUCUCUCGGAAGAACCAAGAGCUAGGGAGAGCCAAGUGGAAAAUAGGCUGGUAGAUGCUGCUGCAGACUUCUUGGAGAACCAUGUCAUUCAGUUCCGCAUGCCGAAGGGUACCGUUGAGGAUAUGAAGAGAUCGCUUGAAGAGGGUCGUGGCAAGAAGAAGAAGUUGAAGCAGCUCAUCCCAAUCUUCGCUCUUCUCCAGCUCAAAAUACAAUCUCUUAUUCCCCUAUUCCUUGGAAUCAUCGCCUUUGCAGCUGUCAAGGGUCUUCUCUUAGCCAAAACUGCUCUACUUGCCUCUGCUCUUCUUCUGCUCAAGAAACUUCUAUCGAAACACGAGCCUCAUGAAAGUUAUGAGGUUGUAGCUCACCCUCAUCAUGAAGAACACUACAGCCAUCCUAGUCCUCACACCGGUGGUGGAUGGGGCAGAUCCCAAGAUGCCCAAAACUUGGCUUACAAUGCCUACUCCGAUAAUUAAACCUAAGAUAUUCAACGGACCUCACAUUGAGAAUUAAUUUAUUUAAUUUAUUUAAAUUAUUAAUCGUAGGUUUACAAAUAUUAAUCUUUGCGUCACUAGUAUUCAUUGUACCUGUCUCUUUUUAUAGUACAAACACUUUGGUAGCUUUAAUAUCUGUAUCUCUUUCUUAAAAUAUAUAUUAUCUAUCUAGUCACCCUUCUUGAUAUAACAAUUCUUUACUAUUUACGUUUGUUCUCAUCACAAUAUAGCUUUUGUAAAUAUGUUUCAUAAAAUAUGUAAGUAUUAUUAUUUUUAUAGCAUCUUUAUUGAUAUUUUCAUCAUUUAUUCUGUUGUAUUUAUAUAAUAUUUCAUGCGCUCUAAAAGUAUCACAUUUCCCACCAUUUUCAUUAUUAUAAUCAUUACAUAUUCAGUCAUAUUAAUUUAUUAACGCUAGAUGG
This is a messenger RNA of Leptidea sinapis, 1168 nucleotides long. RefSeq lists its product as uncharacterized. The transcript is spliced from 3 exons. The record is from RefSeq and is a predicted model, not a curated record. The coding region runs from base 15 to 731 and encodes 238 amino acids. Lineage: Eukaryota; Metazoa; Arthropoda; Insecta; Lepidoptera; Pieridae.